Molecule: messenger RNA, 1077 nt
Organism: Dentiscutata erythropus
Lineage: Eukaryota; Fungi; Glomeromycota; Glomeromycetes; Diversisporales; Gigasporaceae
Source: the annotation of a GenBank genome assembly
AUGAGAGGUUUAACUUUAAAGCAAACGCCAUUGUAUAAUCUUCAUAUUGAAAAAGGUGGUAAAAUGGUUCCCUUUGCUGGAUGGUCUAUGCCUGUAUAUUACGCAAACCAAGGUGUACUAUCAGAGCACAUACAUACUCGAGAAUAUGCAUCUUUAUUUGAUGUUUCACAUAUGCUUCAGUUUAAAAUCCUCGGAAAAGACCGCAUACGUUUUCUUGAAAGCUUGGUUGUUGCCGAUCUUGAGGAGAUGCCAUUUGGUUCCUCUACUUUAUCGGUUUUCACUAAUGAGAAUGGUGGAAUUAUUGAUGAUACUGUCAUUUCUAAACAUGCUGAUCAUCUUUAUGUCGUAUCUAAUGCAGCCUGUGCGGAUAAAGAUUUAGCUCAUAUACGUACUAAAAUGGGUGAAUUUCAAAAAAAAGGUGGAUGGGUUGAUUUAAAAGUUAUUGACGAUCGUGCUCUGCUGGCUUUACAAGCUGCUGAAAUCCUUCGAAAAUUGUGCGAUAAAGAUAUAUCAGAUUUUUCGUUUAUGACUUCCCGUUUUUUUAAUAUCAAAACCAUUGAAAGUCAUGUAUCACGUUCUGGGUACACUGGUGAAGAUGGAUUUGAAAUAUCUGUUGUUGGAACAAGUUCUCAACGACUAGCAAAGUUAAUAUUAGGUUAUCCAAGUGUACAUUUGGCUGGACUUGGUGCGCGUGACAGUUUACGCCUCGAAGCUGGUUUAUGUCUGUAUGGUCAUGAUCUUGAUGAUUCAAUAACACCUGUGGAAGCCGGAUUAUCCUGGACAAUCGGGAAACGUCGUAGAGUAGAAGGUGGCUUUCUAGGUGCUGAUCGAAUUCUCUCCCAACUUAAAGGUGGUGUAGGGCGUCGUCGUGUUGGUCUUAUUAUUGAGGGUGCACCUGCAAGAGAAAAAUCAGAAAUUUAUAAUUCUUCUGAUGAAUUAAUGGGCAAAGUAACAAGUGGAGGCCCAUCACCAACAUUAAAUAAAAACAUUGCAAUGGGGUAUGUAAAAUCUGGAUAUCAUAAAAGUGGGACUUUGCUUAAAGUCAAAGUUAGGAAUAAAUUGCAGGAUGCCAAAGUU